AUGGGAAUUAUGGGAAAAGAAGAGAAAUCCAGUGCAGAAAAUAAUGCAGAAAGCGAAAAAUCAAAGAAAAUUGACGACGAGCAAAAACUUCAAUACGGCUUUGGAUUUCGUCAUGUACAGGUUUUACUCAUUUUCACAUGCUUGACAAUCGCGUACGCACAACGCGUAAAUAUGUCUGUUGCCAUCGUAGCUAUUACCGACAGAAAUUCAACAAAUCCCGAUUUUCCAGAAUAUGAAUGGGACGAAAAGCAGAAAUCAAUGGUCCUCAGUUCCUUCUUUUGGGGAUAUGUAAUCACACAAAUUCCAGGAGGUCAAAUGGCAAAGCAUUUCGGAGGAAAAAUUAUGCUGCUCGUGUCCAUCACAUUAUGCUCACUUUUAUGCUUAUUAACUCCCAUAUUUGCUGCUUUUGGAUGGAAAGCAGUCGUGGCACUUCGAGUCGUGCAGGGACUUUGUCAAGGAUGUAUUUUCCCAUCGACUCACACUUUACUUGCUAAAUGGGCACCGCCUAGCGAACGAGGAACUAUCGGAACUUAUUGCUAUUCUGGUGCACAAUUUGGUACCGUUGUGAUGUUGGCCGUUUCUGGAGUUUUAGCUUCUUCAGCUAUGGGAUGGCCAUCAAUCUUCUAUUUAUCUGGAGUUUUUGGACUAGUUUGGGCAAUUUUAUUCAUGUUUUAUGGAUCAAGUUCACCUGCAGAUAGUCGAGACAGAAUUUCAUCAGAAGAAAGGCACUUUAUUGAGACAUCACUGAACACAACUGGAGAUGCUAAGAUCAUCAAGACUCCAUGGAAAGACAUUUUCACAUCAUCAGCUGUAAUAAGUUUAGUGAUUGCUCAUUCAGCUCACAAUUGGGGAUUCUGGACUUUGCUUACAGAAAUUCCAUCAUACAUGAAGAGCGUAUUGCAUUUCAAUAUAAAACAGAAUGCAUUAUUAUCAGCACUUCCAUAUUUCGUCAUGAUGAUUAUGAGCUUUAUAUUAAGUCCAUUUGCGGACUGGUUGACAAACAAACGAAUUUUAAAAGUCGAAUUUUCAAGAAAAUUGUUCAACACAAUUGGACUUUGGAUUCCUGGCGUAGCUUUAAUCGCUCUAGCGUACAUUACUUCCCAAACACAAAGUUCACUGGCUGUUGGUCUAGUCACAUUGGCUGUUGGCUUUAACGCAGCUACUUAUUUAGGAUUUCAAAUUAAUCACAUUGAUUUAUCACCAAAUCAUUCCGGUACACUUAUGGGAAUUACCAAUUGCAGUGCAAAUGUUAUGUCUAUUAUUGCUCCACUUUUGGUCGGAUUUAUUCUCAAUGAUGCUAGCGAUCCACUCCAAUGGAGAAUCAUAUUCUUCAUCGCUGCUGGAGUUUACUUCUUUGGAAAUUUGCAAUUUAUCAUAUUUGGUAAAGCAAGUACUCAGCCAUGGAACGAUCCAGACGCUCACAGGAAGAGAAACGACACGAUAGAAGGAGUCGAGAAUCCAGCUAUGGAAUAUUAAUGUUAUUUAUUAAAGAUACUAUUUUUAAGACUGUAAAGUUAUGAUUGUAGAUAAAAAAAAGUAAGAAGAAAAAGAGAAUGUCGAUAUAGAAAAGAUUUAACGUUAAUUUAAAGUUUAUUAAAUCAAAAUUUAAAUAAUUUUUUAUAAUAACUUCUUGCUUAUUUCCCUGGACUUUUUAAUGAUAACAUAUGUGAGGAAGAAACAUGCAAUCCAGCUUAUAAAUAAAGUUACAGGUAGAACGAAAGGAUACGAUGUUGAAUUUCCGACGGGAAUUAGAAAACUAAGAGUGAUGGGUGUGCUAUGAAAUUCAGUCUCAGUCCAAUGACAAUAAAAGGGUUCUGUAUGAUCAAAAAAGUCUGUAAUCUCUGAGCUAUUUUUACAUGGCAGUAAUGUUGUUCGUGCAUUUUUAUUUAGUGCCUGACAAUCUGACGUGAAGAAUAUUUGUGGUGAUUCUAUUUCUACACGAUUGAACUUCUUAUCACUUGGAUCAUGAUAACGAAAAUGUACUGGCAACGUGAUGUUUACAUUUUUCUUGAUUUGUUCAAACAUGAAGACUUUAAAUGAUGAUGAUUUUGAUGUCGGUGCCUCAACAUCAAUGUACGAUGGAACGAAUGUCUUAAUUUUUUUAAAUUUAUUUAAAUUAAAUAACUGAUCAUUGUCGAUAUAAACGGAACUUGGAAGUUCCUGGACAAGGACUAUAUCACAACUCAUUGUUGGCGCAAAUUUCAGACUGUACUUGAUUUCCCUACGAAAGCCUGAAUUUAGUAUCUCCAUCUUCAGAUAUGACUUUAUUUCUAAGGAAUUUACUUGAAUCGCUUGAAUGAUUAAGUAAAUUAAGCAAAAUAGUAAGUUAUUAAUAAAUAUCAUUUUUUGUUUUCAUAUUCUAAUAAGAAGCUCUGUUGAAAUAUAUUUUUGAUUCACUAGAUUUAU
Messenger RNA from Chironomus riparius, 2406 nucleotides. The record is from the annotation of a GenBank genome assembly. NCBI's taxonomy places the organism in Eukaryota, Metazoa, Arthropoda, Insecta, Diptera, Chironomidae.